This is a messenger RNA of Austrofundulus limnaeus, 7042 nucleotides long. It is a transcript of the gene pxdn, whose product is annotated as peroxidasin. The transcript has 24 exons. Gene Ontology annotation, molecular function: peroxidase activity; protein binding; heme binding. Bases 104 to 4822 code for a protein of 1572 amino acids. Gene Ontology annotation, biological process: response to oxidative stress. NCBI's taxonomy places the organism in Eukaryota, Metazoa, Chordata, Actinopteri, Cyprinodontiformes, Rivulidae. The record is from RefSeq and is a predicted model, not a curated record.
UGUGUGUGUGUGUGUGUGUGUGUGUGUGUGUGUGUGUGUGUGUGUCAGUGCAGGGCAGCUGGCUGGCUGGCUGUGUGCUCUGCUCGCCUCACUGCUGGAAAUCAUGGCGACCCGGGCCGGCCAGCUCCUUUCUCCUCGGCUUCUCGCGGCCGCAGCUCUCUUCCUGCUCGCCUCCGGACCUCGGUUUGCACUUUGUUGUCCGAGUCGGUGUUUGUGUUUCCGAACCACCGUGAGAUGUAUGCAUCUGAACCUGGAAACAGUGCCGACGGUGUCUCCUCAGACAACCAUUCUAGACUUAAGAUUCAACAAAAUCAAGGAUUUACAGCCGGGCUCCUUCAGGAGAUUAAAAAACCUCAACACACUACUCCUUAACAACAAUCAUAUACGAAGGAUUCCCAGGGGAGCGUUUGAAGACCUAGAAAACCUCAAAUAUCUCUAUUUGUACAAGAAUGAAAUCCAAUCAAUUGACAGACAAGCAUUUAAGGGGCUUGUUUCUCUUGAGCAACUGUACCUGCAUUUCAACAACAUUGAGUCUUUGGAACCAGAAUCUUUCACUCAUCUGCCAAAGUUGGAACGACUGUUUUUGCACAACAACAGAAUUACUCAGCUUGUUCCAGGAACUUUCUCUGACCUUCAGUCUAUGAAGCGACUGCGACUGGACUCGAACUCAUUAAACUGUGACUGUGAGCUGCUGUGGCUGGCGGAUCUGCUGAAGCAGUACGCCGAGUCAGGAAAUGCCCAGGCUGCAGCCACCUGCGACCAUCCCAGCCGCCUGCAGGGUCGAUCGGUGGCCACACUUACUGCUCAGGAGCUCAACUGUGAGGUGCCGAGGAUCACCUCACAGCCCCAGGAUGUUGAUGUUACAUCAGGAAACACUGUCUACUUCACCUGUAGGGCAGAGGGCAACCCAAAACCACAGAUUAUCUGGCUCAGGAACAACAAUGCUUUAAAUAUGCGCGAUGACAGUCGUCUGAACCUGCUGGAAGAUGGGACUCUGAUGAUUCAGGACACCAGAGAGACAGACCAGGGUGUGUACCAAUGCAUGGCCAAAAAUGUGGCUGGAGAAGUCAAGACCACCGAGGUCACGCUGCGAUAUUUUGGAGCCCCAUCGCGGCCUAGUUUUGUGAUCCAACCCCAGAACACAGAGGUCCUUGUCGGGGAGAGCGUGACCCUGGAGUGCAGCGCCACCGGCCAGCCACAGCCGAGAGUCACCUGGACGAAGGCCGACCGCACCCCACUGCCAAGCGAUGCUCGCAUCAACAUCACCCCCUCCGGAGGGCUUUACAUCCAGAACGURGUCCAGGCUGAUGCAGGACAAUAUACGUGUUUUGCCUCCAACAAUGUGGACACGAUACAUGCUACAGCUCACAUCAUYGUACAAGCGUUCCCCCAGUUUACCACCACGCCACAGGACCAGUCAGUCCUGGAGGGUCACAGUGUGGAUUUCCCCUGCGAGGCAAGCGGUAACCCAGAGCCCGUGAUCGUCUGGACUCGAGGGGGUACUUCGCUUCCGUCCGACCGUCGCCACGUGAUCACGUCCUCCGGUACGUUCCGCAUCACUCGGGUGGCGGCGCACGACGAGGGUCUGUACGAGUGUCAGGCGGUCAACGGAGUGGGGAGCGUGAGAACUUCGGUGCAACUCCACAUCGAGCAGAGAGCAAUCCCCCAGUUUACCACCACGCCACAGGACCAGUCAGUCCUGGAGGGUCACACGGUGGAUUUCCCCUGCGAGGCAAGCGGUAACCCCGAGCCCGUCAUCGUCUGGACUCGAGGAGGAAGUCCGCUGCCUUCGGAYCGUCGUCACGUGGUCUUGUCCUCUGGUACGCUCCGCAUCACUCGGGUGGCGGCGCACGACGAGGGUCUGUACCAGUGUCAGGCAGUCAACACAGUGGGCACUGCGACAACUGCUGUACAGCUUAGCAUUGAGCAGAGAGUAACGCCUGUUUUCACAAAUGCUCCAAGGGACCUGACUGUGGAGGCUGGCCAGGAUGUGCAGAUUCCCUGCAGAGCUCAGGGCCAGCCAAGGCCAGUCCUUACCUGGAACAAGGAUGGUGUACAGGUGACAGAAAGUGGGAAGUUCCACAUCAGCCCUGACGGUUACCUGGAGGUGAAGGAUGUUGGCACUGCCGAUGGUGGACGCUAUGAGUGUGUUGCUCGCAACCCUAUCGGCUACCAGGUCGCUAGUAUGGUGCUCACAGUCACGGUGCCUGCAAUCAGCCGGGAGGGCGACACCUUCGUGAGCACAUCCAUAGAGCAGGCCAUACGUAGCGUGGACAGUGCUAUCGAGUCCACAAGGAGACGUCUUUUCGAUGGUCAGCCUCGUAAUCCAGGAGAGCUGCUCGCUCUUUUCCGAUACCCACGGGAUCCCUACACAGUCGGGCAGGCACGUGCUGGUGAGAUCUUCGAGCAGACUCUCCUGCUCAUCCAGAACCACGUCAACCAGGGUCUUAUGGUCGACACCAAUGGCACCGCUUUUCGCUACAAUGACCUGGUAUCCCCCCGUUUCCUGGAUAUGAUUGCUAAUCUGUCUGGUUGCACAGCUCAUCGCCGCAUCAAUAACUGCUCUGACAUUUGCUUCCACCAAAAGUACCGCAGUCACGAUGGCACCUGCAACAACUUGCAGCACCCUAUGUGGGGGGCCUCACUCACGGCCUUUGAGCGCCUCCUGAAACCAGUCUAYGAUAACGGCUUCAAUCUGCCGAGAGGAACCACCGACAGGGUGCAUAAUGGGUACAGGUUGCCACUGCCGAGGCUUGUGUCCACCACACUGAUUGGAACAGAAACCAUCACUCCUGAUGACCGAUACACUCACAUUCUGAUGCAGUGGGGUCAGUUCCUGGACCAUGAUUUGGACUCAACGGUGGUUUCCCUAAGCCAGUCACGGUUUUCCGAUGGUCAGCUGUGUGUUCAGGUGUGCACAAACGACCCACCGUGCUUCCCAAUCCAGUUCCCCCCCAAUGACCAACGGCAGCUGCGAAGCGGGGCUCGCUGCAUGUUCUUUGUGCGAUCGAGCCCCGUGUGUGGCAGUGGGAUGACGUCCCUGCUCAUGAACAGCGUUUAUCCAAGAGAGCAAAGCAACCAAAUCACCUCUUACAUCGACGCUUCCAAURUAUACGGCAGCUCACAACAUGAAUCCGAGCAAGUCCGUGAUAUGGCAAGUCACAGGGGGCUGCUCCGUCAAGGUAUCAUACAACGAACAGGGAAGCCACUUUUGCCAUUUGCCACAGGACCUCCCACUGAGUGUAUGAGGGAUGAAAAUGAGAGUCCAAUUCCAUGUUUCUUAGCGGGAGAUCACCGUGCCAACGAGCAGCUUGGCUUGACUGCGAUGCACACUGUGUGGUUCAGAGAACACAAUCGCAUAGCUACAGAGUUACUGAGACUGAAUCCCCACUGGGAUGGGGACACAAUCUACCAUGAGACCAGGAAGAUAGUKGGGGCCCAGAUGCAGCACAUCACCUACAGUCACUGGUUACCAAAGAUUCUUGGUGAUGCAGGCCUGAAGAUGCUGGGACCAUAUACCGGUUAUAACCCCAACAUUAAUGCUGGCAUCUUUAAUGCGUUUGCCACAGCUGCUUUCCGCUUCGGACACACCCUCAUCAAUCCAGUGCUCUACAGGCUAAAUGAGAACUUUGAACCGAUCUCUCAGGGACACCUUUCUCUGCACCGGGCCUUCUUCUCUCCGUUCCGCAUUGUAAAUGAGGGUGGCAUCGAUCCGCUCCUUCGUGGSCUCUUUGGCGUCGCCGGCAAAAUGCGUGUUUCCACGCAGCUGUUGAACACAGAGCUGACAGAGAAGUUGUUCUCCAUGGCCCAUGCUGUGGCUUUGGAUCUGGCUGCCAUGAACGUUCAGAGAGGCAGGGACCAUGGCAUACCAUCGUACAAUGACUAUAGGACCUUCUGUAACCUGACUACAGCUCAAACAUUUGAUGACUUGAGGAACGAGAUCAAGAAUCCGGAUGUUAGAGAAAAACUACGAAGGCUGUAUGGUACUCCUCUGAAUAUUGACCUGUUCCCAGCCUUGAUGUCCGAAGACUUGGUUCCCGGUAGUAGAUUGGGUCCUACCCUCAUGUGUCUGCUCACACUACAAUUUAAACGUGUGCGGGAUGGUGACAGGUUCUGGUACGAAAGCCCAGGCGUGUUCACUCCCGCCCAGCUGACUCAGCUGAAGCAGGCGUCUCUGGCUCGAAUUCUCUGCGACAACGGAGACAACAUCACCCGCGUUCAAAAAGACGUGUUCACGGUGGCCGAGCUGCCGCACGGCUACGACAGCUGCGAAAAUAUCCCUCAUAUUGACCUGCGCAUGUGGCAGGACUGCUGCGAGGACUGCAGAACCAAGGGUCAGUUCAACGCCCUGUCGUACCACUUCAGGGGACGGAGAUCAGCUGAGUACAGCUACAAAGAGGAGAAACCUGCCAACAGUGUCGAAGACAAAAGUUUACUGAAAGAAGCCCAAGAAACUCUUGUAAAUAUUUCUGCAGCCUCUAAAGCGACCAGCGAGCCUCUGAUCAGUGAUUUCCAGGACUUUGUAUUGGACAUGCAGAAGACCAUCAAAAGUUUACGGAAACAGAUUAAAAGACUGGAAGCUCGCCUGCACAACACCGACUGCACUGAUGGUGAGGGGCGUGAGCGAACAGAUGGAGAACGGUGGAGAAAGGACUCCUGCUCCACGUGUGAAUGCAGAGAUGCCCAGGUGACCUGCUUUGUGGAAUCUUGUCCAACAGUUGAGUGCAAACAACCCGUCAAGCUAAAAGGCGCCUGCUGCCCGGUGUGUUUCCAUCAAGAAGAUGUUAGUGAAAGACAAAAAGUCAACACCCACCAGGGAUAACCUCCAGGAUUACCUUCACCCCCCCACCCACCUUGAUAAACUGAAGUCUUCAAGUCACAUAAAAAUCUGACUCAUUGAGAGGAGAGACGAGACUGAUCCACAGCCACAGUUAACCUCGACAGACCCAACAACCUCUUUGUUUAAUUCUUGGGGGGUCUUUUUUUGGGGGGUUUAUUUUUUUUUUUUUUAGUUUUAAUUCAGGGGCAAGUUGGUGUCUUAAAAUGUCUGUUUGUUGCAGAAGUCCAUGGCUUGGUUUGUAAUCCUCCAACAACAAACCAACCAACACUCCCAAGGAUUAAACAGGUCGGACAAAACUUCUUCUUGCUCAUUCAGACUUAUGAAGCGUAAUAAUGGAGAGAAAAAAAACAGAACCAGAUGUCGUUGACAAGCGGGAAGGGAAAGGUAAUGGGAAGUACAGCAUCCUUUUUGAUGGCUCACRCAUUUUUCUCAGGUUAGAGAUGCCGAAAACUGGUGCUAUUUUCCAUUUCGUCUGAUUUAAACACUAAAAUACAAGCCUUAAAAGUAUUACCCUUUGUAUGCAGAGCAACUGCAGUAUAUACGCUCAGUAUUUCUUCUAACAAAACAUCAGAACGGAGAGGAUUGUUUUAUUCAGAGACUUUUCAUUUGUAGAGUUAUUUUAUCUUUUAAUCCAUGGUGUUUUAUAUAAUGUAAUUUUUUUACCUUUUUGUAUAAAAAUGCUUACUUGUGAAGAAAAUGUGAAACCCUACAACAGCAAAAAAAAAAAACGGUUUGUGAUGCAAAGAAGCAUGUCUACUGAUUUCUGCUUUUCUAUCCGUGGAUAACGCCGGCCUGUCCUGAGCUUGAUGAGUUGAAAUCAUUUUCUGUUACGGAACUAUUAAUCCACUCACAACAACGCCCUCUUGUACCGUCACUGUGCUUYCAGGAUCAGGAAAGUCAUUAUUUAGCGUAGCAUUUGAACUUUAUCCCAGUGUUUCCAGCCUCAAAAGUCAAACAAUACUGUUUUACAACUUUGAAAAUGUUGGAAAUGGUAAACUUUGAAUGUUGUAUUUGUUUGGGCACAGCUUKUUAGUGCCGCUAACUUUACCGCAGCAGUGUUCUCCGUUUGACGCUCUCUCUGUUGUUUCACUUUUCGAUGGUUUUGACCCACCGCUGCAGUACUGGGAAGAAUCUUUGCUCUUGGGGCCCUGCAGCUCUCGAGCUCCAGUUUACACAAGGACACGCUUGCAUGCGUUCUGCAACYCCUCCUUUUCUUCAGCUUUCCUCCUCUUUUCUUCCUGUAAGGAGAGACUUCGGCGUUGGGAUUGCUGACCCUGUUCUUGUUUUUUUGCCAUGUUGAAGAUUUGAGUCUGAGCUGAUGUCAUUUAGUGGAACGCAGGCUUCUCCAGCCCUCUGACCCUCAUUCCACUGUAAUAGAAGCCAUAUGAGACGGGGAGUUGGGGGGAUAACAAGGGUGGGGGUGGGGGGUGUGAUUGGGACAGAGGUAAAGCAAGUCUUCACCAGAACUUUUAUAUGUACUGUACAUAGACAAAUACCACUCAUUCGUGCACUGGCUUGUUUAAUUUGGCAUUUUUUUUCAUUUUCCUGUUUCGCUUUUCUUCCUAAUCAUGUCGUCGCGCUCGAGUUUCUUUUCAUUUCUUGUUUUUGUAGCGAGCAUCUGUUCCUGAACAGAAAUAAAGUCGGUCCGCAAUUUUCCGCUCAAGAUAUCAGAUGGAUUACGAGGGGCUGUAGCCACUCUGGUGUCAUGUCACGUGUUCAGAUAUACUUGCACAGUUUUGUGUGUUUACAGUUGUGUACUUCCCACCCAACACCCCCGCCCCCCUACUCAGCAACAGGCUAAACACAUUUUGUGGCAAGUGUUCCAAGAUCUGGGUGCCAAAGCACAACAUCAAUCAUUGAUUUAUUAAAGUUCCAUGUGUUAAUGGAAUGCACUGCUCUGCGAGACUGAACCUGCUUUACCCGUGCUGUCCCUGAAACAGUGGUCAAUCAGGAUAUACUAGUACCCAUCGGGAGUUAUAUUGUACUUUUGCCAAAGAACGGUUUGCACUCUAAUGUAUGCCUUUCAACAUGGAUAUUAAAAAAAAAGCCACAUUUGAAUUACARUCAUACACGUUGGUUCUUGUUCUUUUUUUUAUUGCUGUGCUUUGUGCUUUCGAACUGAAAAGCCGAUGAGAUCAUGACUUUGAAGAUGAGAUCUAAAAAAAAAAGAAUCUCAUGAAAUAAAUUUCAUUUUAACAAUAA